AUGGUUGUCCAUGUUCUAGGUAAGGCCUUUAAAGGGAAGGAGGUAGUGAGAAUUGGUCUUGCUUCGAAGUUUUACGGCAUUGGAUUAAAAACAUCCGAACGGUUGUGCGCCAAGCUGGGUCUCUAUCCUUGGAUGCGGAUGCAAAGCUUAACAGAACCCCAAAUCAUGGCUAUGAGCACUGAACUAUCGAAAAUGACCAUCGAGGACGACGCAAGGGCUAUUGUUAAAGAGAAUAUUGCUCUAAAGAGAAGAAUUGGAUCGUAUGCUGGUUUGAGACAUGCGAUGGGUCUUCCAGUAAACGGUCAGCGCACACGUACAAAUGCUAAGACUGCUAGAAAACUGAAUAGACUUGAUAGACGUGGAUACCAUACGAAUAGCUCUCCUAGCAGCAUGUCUGAGGGUAUUCUUAGAAUUAUAGGAUUCCGCCGUUUCUGA
Messenger RNA from Eremothecium gossypii ATCC 10895, 435 nucleotides. RefSeq names its product mitochondrial 37S ribosomal protein uS13m (gene SWS2). Gene Ontology annotation, molecular function: structural constituent of ribosome; RNA binding. The transcript has a single exon. The record is from RefSeq and is marked provisional. NCBI's taxonomy places the organism in Eukaryota, Fungi, Ascomycota, Saccharomycetes, Saccharomycetales, Saccharomycetaceae. Bases 1 to 435 code for a protein of 144 amino acids. Gene Ontology annotation, biological process: translation. Gene Ontology annotation, cellular component: mitochondrion; small ribosomal subunit; ribosome.